UGUUAUUCCGAAAUUUGCAAACAAUAUCAUUCAACCAAUAGAUCAUUGAUCAAGAAGAAGCUUAAAACACGAACAAUUCUUACAGCUGGUGUAUCAAAUAUGGCUAUUUUAGAGCAUAAAAAACAUGCUAAUAAUAAGCAAUUAGCAAAAUUAGAAUAUGCAAAUAAAAAUAAUAAUAGUUUAUUGGAAAUUACAUCAUUACAAGGUACAAUUAAUCAAAGUAAAUCAUUACUCUCAAUUGGAAUAAAUGAAAAAUUUCCUGGAAAGAUGCAAAAAUUUCAACAAAUAUGGCGACGAAGAAUAAAACGAAAU
Loa loa (African eye worm) is the source of this 312-nucleotide messenger RNA. RefSeq lists its product as hypothetical. NCBI's taxonomy places the organism in Eukaryota, Metazoa, Nematoda, Chromadorea, Rhabditida, Onchocercidae. The annotation marks the transcript as partial. The transcript has a single exon. The record is from RefSeq and is a predicted model, not a curated record.